AUGGAUCGACGGAAGGCCUCGACAAGGAUCCGGGUCCAUGCCGCAGAGGCCGUCGAUGUGGAUCGCGAUGCUCAUGGGAAGCCGGCGGACGAUGAAAGUGAAUUCAACGAGCAUCGGCAGCCUUCCGUCGAGAUAGCGGGAGAUCUCGAACCUUUCAUGGGCGUCAAGAUGAGGAGAUUGGCCUCUAUUCGCAGAGAAUGCCGGGGGGAUUACCUCGACGUCCGAUCUUAUUCCUAUCUUACGAAACUGCUCUCAAAACAAGGUACCAUCAAUUGAUUUCCCAUGUUCGUUUGUCCACUUAUUUGGACAAUGAUGCCACGAAAGCUUCAAGCAUUUCUCUUUAACGAAUUAAAUGGCAUAACUAGCCACCAAUUUUACUGUUAUUUUUACCCUGUUCGUUUAAAUGCAUAAAUCCUGGGUUUCUGUAUGAUUAUUGUUUGAGAGUGGUGUGGAGUCUAAAGACUUGAUUGAUCUCACAGUCAUUAUUUAAAAUCCGAGAAAAGGACACGUUGCAUUUUGUGACCGCUUGUGCUGAUUCCGUGUUCAGCGAUGACCAGAACUCUAGGGUCUCUGGAAAAUUGGGCUUAUAUGCUAAUCGGUUUUGAGAUAUCGAAGCAUGUUCAGAAAUUAUUUAUCCUAGUAUUUCGAACAAUGAGAUAAUGGGAAAUCUUUUCCUCUGCUACUCUAAACCCAAAUAUAAUAAAUAUGGGAAUAACUUGAAAUAUUGUUUCUCAAAAUGUACAUGAUUGCCAAAGUUGUCACUGUGGGGAGCAUAUGGCUGAACUUGGAUAGCAACAAAAAUAAAUAGAUCAUACUCCAUUAGACGCUAUAACAGCUGCUGCUGUAAUUCAAGGCAUCAUUUUUGUUGUUUGCAUCCAAUUAACUCUUCAUUUUUCAUGUACUGACUAAAACGUUUUGAGAACAUAAUUAUGGUUCGAAUAUGAUUUUUUUUAAUUAUUUCUUGUUGGCACAUUUUGUUUAGUUAUCAACACAUUUUCGACUUUCCAAGGAAUAUAAAAUUUCGUUCUUAACCGAAAGUUACCAAGAAUUAUUAUUCGUUUUGAGAAUAAAUGGACGGGCUCGCAUGAUUUUUGAUGCUUGGGCGCCAAUCUUGACCGCUAUUCAUUUGGAAAGCGUCUGGAUUCCCUCUUAACGCCAUAAACCUGUUUGAUUGGGGAGCCUACUCUAUGCCAACUCUUCUUUUGCCACACUAAUUCCCUCCAAGUUUGUUUUGGCUCAGUGCUGUUUUGGACUAUCCAUUCACUAUUUCGUCUUUUCCACACAGGUGACAAGAAAGUUCUUUUUGCUGACAAGGUUUUGAAGUUCACUGAGUCAGGGAAGAUGAAGCGACGUAUUCUUCUGAUCACUGAUUUUGCAAUCUAUCUUGUGGACCCGGAAACUGAGAGUCUUAAACGGCGGAUUGUGUUAUCCACUGUUGGCAAGUUAUGCUUGAGUGAAUUGAAUGAUAACUUCUUUGCAAUAAUUGUCCCAAGAGAGUAUGAUUGUCUAAUGGCUACCACUCGUAAAACAGAGAUUGUCACAGUGCUAAUUGAAGCAACGAAGACAAUGUCUGAGUAUGAACUUGUAGUAACCUUCUUAAACAGGUAAAUUUUCUAGUUCCAUAGCCUUUCCAGUUUCGCUUGAUUUACAUGUUACUAUUCUAGGUUUCUUUCUCGCUCAAAAGAGUUAGGCUCCACAUAUAUGAUAUUUGAUAAAUUAUCCAUUUCAUAUUGAAGAUGGAUGCAGAUCAUAUUAAGUAAGUAAAUAUUAGUUUGAAGGUGAUGGUGAUGGAAAUAGAGAAACACAGAACAAUGAGGACUGCUGAUGCGUCACGUUGGCCUGUGUUAAUAAGAAAGUCUUUGUUUGCCAUGUUGUCUGCAAAAUGAUGCCAUUGCUGCUCUGCUAUGUAAUCAGAAUGAUGCACAAGUUUCUCUCAGCAAUGUCUGUCGUGUUACUGCGCUGCUUAAUUGUCCCAAGAAUGAGUCACAUAAUUGUCACUGCGAGGCUAGCUACUUCCUACUGGUUCUCCCGCUCCCAUCUAAUGUUAUUCUUGUCUUCUCUUCCAACCUGUUUACCUUUCAUCACGCUUUGAUAUCUUCGAGGCAUUUGUGUAUUUGUUUACUUAACCUUUUCCUUCAUCCAGAGAAAAAAAACAGCCUAAAAAUCAUUGACCGUCUUUUCUGGAAGACUUAAAUGGAACUCUUGGCCUGUUUUUCUCUUAUUUGUGUCAGCCGGACGGCUCCAAUUCUUUUCUCCUAAAACAGUAUGUCUUUAUCAUUUUUCUAUCGCUGUUCCCUGUUCACUGUUGAAUCAAAAUUAUUCAAUGUGCUGGAAGGGGAGUACAGCAUUUUGAGAGGGAAAUGCUAAUCCUCUUCUCGGACUGUUGAAAGCUUAAGCUUUGAUGGCCUGCAAUGGCGAUACUGGGGAAAUUAUAUUUCAUGCGCCAGUUGUUCUUUCUUUAGGAUGACAUGACAAUUGAUAGUUCUAGGGUGAGCCCUAUCGUGAUGAGUUCGUUCCCCAACGUGAAGUCCAACUCUUCCAUUCCUCUGAUUUGAAGAUGGUAUUUUCCUCUUUCUCCCCCGUUCAAGUUCAUACCUGUUCUUUUCUGGACCAUGUUACUGACUACCCAUCGACAAGAUCACCAUCCCUUGCCCCCUAAAUUUUUCUCCUCUACUUUAAUCAUGUCAACCAGCGCGUUUGUUGUUUCUUCCCCUCCUACCGUCUUCUAUAGCCGGAAUACAAAAGUUCAGUCAAGCCUCCCUAGAACCCACCUAGUCAGAGCACUCAGCAUCAUUCAGCAACUCUGAUGGGUAUGCUUUUUGGCCAAUGACUAGGAACUGAAGCAUCAUUUUCAUUCCCUGUACUCCUGGACCCACUUUGACUUUUUCUCCAUUGUUAUAAUGUUUUCUUCAGCUCUUUUGCUAGCUCUGAAAAAAUUAGAUGAUAAUCAUUAGUCUCACAUAAUUCAAUCUUUAUAUUUUAUUACCAUGACGCAGAAUGACUAGCCAAUUUUCGCAAAUGUGUAGAUCUGUUCUAGAAUCUUGCCACAGUCGACCUCUGUUUAGCAUCUUGGGCAACUUUUUCUUAAAUUGGAUCCAGUCUUGAAGAACAUUCGUUAAGGAUUGUGGUGCAUUCUCCAUUUCCCUUGUUUUUAGUAAACUUUAUCGAAUUAGAUGCUACAUAUGGGGCUUAUGGAGGCAUACUCUUCAUCAGGCCUUUGUAUUGAUUAAUGCAGCCACAUAAUUUUACUUCUAUGUGAUUCUGUAGAAUGAAAUCUCUAUUUUAUUGUUAUGUAUUGCAUAUUUUGUCCUGGAUGCAGCUUCACUGAAUUUUAUUCUCUCUAUCCUUCCGUUGCCCUAAAAGUCAUGAAGUUUGAUGAUGAAAACAGAGAUAAUGCUGUCGCUAGAAAUCAAGCCUGGACCACAUUUUCAAACGUUCCUAGAUUUUUUUAGUCGUUUCGUUAAUUUUUUCUCCGUCUCUCUUUUAGGCGGCCUACCUAGACUGUUUAUGACAUGAACUUUUCCCUUUAAGCUACCUUGUUUUCCCCAGGAAGUCGUUUUGCGAGAUUUACCAGCCUUGUCGGUUGGCUUUACCUUGAAUAUUUCUGUCACGUUUUGUAGAUCUGCAAGUGAUUUUCCUUUCAGGUAACUCUCUAUAUAUACAAAAUAAUGUGGAAUUUUCCCCAUGCAUCUUCCCUGUUUUUGUCCCAAGAUUUGUGUACCUUAUGUUUUCAAGUGUUAACUGUUAUCUUUCGUCAUUCAACAUACAGAAGAAUAGAAAAUUACUAAUCUUUUAUGCAAAGUUAUCUCCGGUGAGGUUUUUUUUUUAGUCCAAAAGAAUUUUGGCCUAUAUAUGUCAAGCGACCCUUUUUUUUUUGUUGGAUUUUGACCCUUCAUGUAUAUAUGCUGAAGGUAUGAAGAUGGUCGUCCGCUGUGUAUGUUAGUAAUGACCUGCCAUGAAAUGGUUACUCGUCCUCUAAAUCCUCUGACACUUAUGUUGUUGGCCACUAUACAGGUUUGAGUACCAUGCAGCUUCUGAUGUGGUGAAAGAAGUUCAUUGUGAAGAGGUUGAUGGUAUGUGACGAAUAACUCAUAUUAAUGGGUAUCUAUCUGUGUGAGAGAGUAGUUUAUAAUUUUCCACGACAAUAUGGGACAGAUGAUGGUUCCGGGAGUCAUCUCAUGUGCCCGGUGGGUUUAAGCAGUAUGAAAAAUUAGGAAUAACAUCUGGAAAAUUAUACGAGUGCCCUCCUGUAUUGUUCUUUUUACUGAAGAGCCAAAGACUUUUUGUGGAUGAUAAGCAUGUUAGGAAUAUUUCGUGAAGUUUUAUGAUUGAUUUUCGCAGGAGGUGUCAGAACGAGGAUCCUGAGAAAAGGAGGUCAAUGA
Molecule: messenger RNA, 4382 nt
Organism: Spirodela intermedia
Lineage: Eukaryota; Viridiplantae; Streptophyta; Magnoliopsida; Alismatales; Araceae
Source: the annotation of a GenBank genome assembly